Molecule: messenger RNA, 2524 nt
Organism: Pseudoliparis swirei
Lineage: Eukaryota; Metazoa; Chordata; Actinopteri; Perciformes; Liparidae
Gene: srpx2
Product: sushi-repeat containing protein X-linked 2
Exons: 10
Coding region: 167-1519 (450 amino acids)
Source: RefSeq, a predicted model, not a curated record
GCUUAUUGUCCUCAGCGGGGAUGAUUAUAAAAAAAGUUGUUUAGAAAGUCGUUUGGUAAACCAACUGUGAACUUUCUCUUGAGUAUAACUUUGUACUUUUUUCGGAUGGACUUUGGGUUCUGAACCAACCUGCACAAAAACAGUUUUUUUUCCCAGGACUGUCGUCAUGAUUCUCAACUUUGUUGCUGCGUUCAUUUUAUACUUCACAGCGGUCUCUGGGACCACAGCGGACGACGGCUACAACGACUUUGUGGAAGAAGACUACGCUCCUCAGCUCGACUACAAAGACCCAUACUGGUGUCAUCCUCCGGGUCUGACCAAUGGGGAGGUGACCUGCCACUCUCCUCGCGGCGCGGCCUACAGGAGCACGCUUGACACCCGCUGCGAGAUGAGCUGCGACCGAGGAUACCGGCUGCUGGGGAAGAGCUCGAUUCACUGCCUCGCCAACAGACGCUGGUCUGGCACUGCUUACUGCCGCAAGAUGCGUUGCCAUGUGCUGCACCUCAUUCCACACGGCAGGUACACCUGCACCCAAGGCUUCAUGGUGGACUCGAGGUGCGACUUCACCUGCGACACCGGCUAUCGCAUCGAGGGGGAACACUCACGCACCUGUCAGCGCAGCAGCACGUGGAGCGGAGGGCAGCCAAUUUGUGCCGAUACUGAUCCUCCAAAGAUCAAGUGUCCUCCGUCCAGACUCAAGGUCGCCGAGCCUGGAAAACUCACUGCGAUGGUGACCUGGGACCUCCCGGCUGCUACAGAUACUGCCGAUAAAUCACUCAACGUGAUGUUGGUCGGCCAGGAGCCAGGCACCAACUUUAACGAGGGAGCCAGCAUUAUCCGAUACAAAGUGUACGACCAAGCCAGAAACAGAGCGGCCUGCAAGUUUAUUGUACGUGUUGAGGUGAGAAGAUGCCCAGAGCUACCUCCACCUCUGCACGGCUACCUCACCUGCUCCUCUGAUGGGAGUAACUAUGGUGCAGCAUGUGAAUACCACUGUGACGGAGGGUAUGAACGGAGGGGCGUGUCUAGUCGUGUCUGCCAGUUCAACCGCAGCUGGGAGGGAAGCCCCUCCCAGUGCGUUGCAAUGGAGAUUAAUUUCGACGUGAAGACAGUGUCCGCUCUCCUGGAACAGUUCCAUGAAAAGAGGAGGCUGCUGAUUGUGUCUGCGCCCAACAUAUCUGACCCGGACUACCAGCUGCAGAACAUCAUGAUACAAAAGUCAGACUGUGGAUUAGAGCUGCGACACGUAAUCGUCGUCGAGCUCCUGGGCUCCCCGCCUCGAGAGACGGGUCGCAUUAAAGAAAAUCUGCUCAGCUCUGAAGUCAUCGAGGGGUUGAGACAAGUGUUCAGAAUCUCCAGAUCCUACUUCAGCAUGUUGCUGCUGGACGAGCUCGGACUGGACCGAGAGCGCUUCAUCACCCCGAUGGCGUCGGAUGAGCUGUUCUCCUACAUCGACAGCUUCCUGCUGGAUGAAGAGCAGCGAGAGAGACUGGAGCUCCACAGGGACUUCUGUGACUAAUUCAAUAAACUUUUCUGGUUGCCACAGCCAGCGCCGCCGCUCCCAUAACGCGCACUACGCGCUGCGCGUAGGGCACCAAGUCCUGAGGGGGCACCACAAAAUAGGCAACUAAAAAAAUCCUCAGUUAUAAUAACUAUAAUGCCGAUAUUAUUUCAGUCUAGAAAUAUUAGGCACCUUUUAGGCAUGUAUAUCACAAAACAGGCAGAACAAGAGAGAGAGAGAGAGCUGUUUAAUCGCUCAGCACCCCCCCCCCCCCCACCGACACCACGGGUCCUUUUCCUAUCUCAGGGGGGGCAUCAUGAAGGAGUUAUGCUUAGGGCACCAACAUGACUAGCGGCAGCACUGGCCACAGCGAUAAACUCAUCAGCUUUACUAAGCACAAGAUGAGGAAGGAGGACAUACAACGAGGCACCAGGUCCAGAAGGACAAUAGGAGGAGAGUUCCUCAUGUUUCCAUGUGAUCACUUAACACUGAAGUUCUAGCACUGUUUUCACUCUCAAACAAUCCAGAACAUGGACAUCACAGCUGCAGAGAGUAAAACACACAAUAUAUUUAGAACCAUAGAAUUAGGUUGGAUGCAUGACGUGAAUUUUGUCAAAGAGCCCUCAAUCUGAUCUGAUAUUUAAAUAAGAAUUAAAGAGGAAAAUCACUUCAACUACUGAGGAAGUCGAGUGGACAGUGUUUUUAAAUCCAGCUGGUAUGGACCUCAAGCAGUCUUUGGGUUUAGGUUUUUUUUAUUGGGAGAACAGAAUAUUCAAUAUUCAACACGACUGAUCACAUAUCGUUAAAAGUUAAAAAUACACAUUCUAUCAAUUAAAAUAGGGCUUUUCAACUAAUAUAAACACAAGUUAUAGCACAAUUACUUGGAUAAAAUACCAGAAAUGUUGUAUAAUGCCAGUUUAAAAGAACUUGUUUUCCUGUGUAAUUCUGUACAUGUAUAUGGAAAAAGGUGAAUCAUUACAGCACUUUUUCUGUGCAUGCAUUAAAAAAAAUUGCAAAAAUAUA